AAUCAUGAAGGUGUUCGUGCUUCUCGCUCUCCUCUCCGUUUGCAAUGCCAACAUCUUGUGGCAGGAGCCGCCCAAGACCAACCUGGAGAUGGUGAAAGAUGCUUUCUGGGACUAUGCUGCCAAGGCGACGCUCACCGCCGAGGACUCCAUGAGGCAGAUCAGAGAGUCUGAGCUCGGACAGGAAGUCAAUGCUAAGAUCUCUCAGAGCGCCGACACCGUGAACCAGUACAUCGUCGCCCUUCGCACUCAGGGUGCUCCUGCCGCUCAGGACUUCAUGAACCAGUUCACCCAGCAGGCCGAGCAGCUGAAGCUCCGUCUGGAGACAGACCUGGCCGCUGUGGGCACCAACAUGCAGCCCUACGCCGACGACAUGCUGACCAAACUGCAGACCAAGCUGGAGGAGCUGAAGAAGGAGGCCACCCCCUACGCUGAGGGCAUGGACGCCGACGCCCUGAAGGCCGUCCUGCUGCAGAAGAGCCAGGAGCUGAAGGCACAGCUGGACCAGAGCGUGAACCAGCUGCAGACCCAGAUGGGUCCCAUUACUGAGGAGAUGAAGCAGAAGAUGGAGCAGAGCAUGGAGGAGUUUCAGCAGCGCAUGACGCCCCUGGUCCAGAGCUUCGAGACCCAGCUGGCCCAGAAGACCCAGGAGAUCCAGCAGAGGCUGGUUCCGUACGGGGAGGAGCUGAAGGCCAAGCUGGAUGCCAGCGCUGAGGACGUCAAGGCUCAGCUCACUGCUCUGUGGGAGUCCUUCUCCAAGAUGUCCCAGUAAACGGACUUCAUCACCACUCUGCU
Stegastes partitus (bicolor damselfish) is the source of this 792-nucleotide messenger RNA. Its product is annotated as apolipoprotein A-IV-like. NCBI's taxonomy places the organism in Eukaryota, Metazoa, Chordata, Actinopteri, Pomacentridae. Gene Ontology annotation, cellular component: high-density lipoprotein particle; extracellular region; chylomicron. The transcript has 3 exons. The record is from RefSeq and is a predicted model, not a curated record. Gene Ontology annotation, molecular function: cholesterol transfer activity; phospholipid binding; phosphatidylcholine-sterol O-acyltransferase activator activity. Gene Ontology annotation, biological process: cholesterol efflux; lipoprotein metabolic process; phospholipid efflux. Bases 5 to 769 code for a protein of 254 amino acids.